This is a messenger RNA of Pangasianodon hypophthalmus (striped catfish), 13107 nucleotides long. RefSeq names its product supervillin d (gene svild). Gene Ontology annotation, biological process: barbed-end actin filament capping; actin polymerization or depolymerization; cytoskeleton organization. The transcript has 28 exons. Gene Ontology annotation, molecular function: phosphatidylinositol-4,5-bisphosphate binding; actin filament binding. Gene Ontology annotation, cellular component: actin cytoskeleton; cytoplasm. NCBI's taxonomy places the organism in Eukaryota, Metazoa, Chordata, Actinopteri, Siluriformes, Pangasiidae. Bases 8212 to 12537 code for a protein of 1441 amino acids. The record is from RefSeq and is a predicted model, not a curated record.
CACACUUUCUAAAAGUCCUUCAUUCUUUGUGGAUUUGCCUGAAAAUGUAAACUUUAUGUUAAUAAUAGUUCAUGAAAUCUCUCCCUCCACCCCCCAGCACACACACACAUACACACACACACUCUCUAUCUCUCUUCUUGACCAUACUUUGUGUGUUAAUAGUUGACCACUGACACUUCUGUUUCUGUAAAUCACUUGUUUACUUCAGGAUUCAGAGUUUACUUCAGUGCCUCUCAGUUCUGACUGCUUAUCCUGUAUUAAGUGUGAAAUGUGAGGAUUUCCAGUCUGCUAUAUAUGGUCUAAGUUCUGUACUGGUGUUUUCCAUUAUAUUAAUAUUAAUGAAGAGCCUCAUCUUUCUUACCUUCACUGGAAACAUAUGCAUGAUGAGGACAUGUCAUUAUGUCAAAGCCCUUCGGUGAUCUGCUGUACAUCUGGACAAUGUUCCUCCAAGCUUCUGGGAAAGUGCUCUGUGAGGCACCUGCAAAAACAACAGAAAAAUGCAAACUAACAGAAAGGCUCAGAAUGACUUCACCACAUCACACAACAAGUAAUAACGCCGGAUUAGGGAACUGAGCUAUUGCUCCAUUAUUUUGUAUACAAAAGACUCUACAUUUUUCACAUUGAACAAAAUAUUCUUGUGACUUCUGUUAUAGGGUGUGUGUGUAUGCGUGCAUGCUUCUGUGGGGUUCAUGUGUGUGUAUGUAUGUGAGUUUUGUGUCAGACCAGUAAGUAACCACCUAUUUGCUUUUUACAUUCCAUGGCUGUUUAACAUAUAUGCCUUUUUAACAAUAAGCAACUCCAAAGAAAGCACUAAACACAGGCUACAGUGCCUUAUGAAGAGUGUCGUAAGCCUGUCGUAAUGCACGAAUGCGCACGGCUCUUAUGUGAUCGUAAUCUAUCUGACGGUGUUUAUUUGUGGAGGAUUUUGACAACAUGCAAUUAAAACAUGUCCCCAGGUGAGCAACGAUUACAAAGAAAAUGAUGGAAGGGUAGAUAAAGAACAAAAACACGGGGUUGAAUGGGGUGCCGGGCACUGUGCACACACACACUGUACAUGCACACAACAAGCUGCUGUCUGUUAGACCUGCUGCUAAAUACCUCAAAAGCUCAGACAAGUCCUAGCAGAGAUGCCAAAGGUUUAACAUUCCAGGUUCUUCUCACCCACCUUGUUUAUUUUGAGCCAUGUAACAGAAGAUGUGCACACAAGCCUCUUUGUAACUGGUGCUUAAGGGAUUGAUUUGAAUUGGGUGAAGUGUUGUGUCUCAGUGGCUGAGGAAGAGAGGGAUGUUCCUCAUUUUGCUAAAAGCAAAAGCACUGAUGACGUGAAGAUGAUGGUUCUUGGCUCAGAGGAAUGGAAGACAUUUUCAGCUGCCUACUCUCUUUCAUAUCUGUGUUUGCUAGCAGUGUAUAGCUCUCCUUCUAAGAGUAUAUGAUGAGCAUUGCAGUAUUGUAUACAUAAUGACAUAAUUGCAAGGUCAGACUUCCCAUUUUUGAGUUGAGUCCAAAACGGCAUUGUACUAUGCCUCUUCACUUUAGGCUGACAUGCUCAGAGGCACGUCCUUUAAUAAGAAUGACAGGAACAGAGGCCACACCUCCUCUCCUUUGGCUGACAGGUAGUUAGACUAUGCCUCCUUCACUGGGACAGAUUUGCACACUAGCCACACCUAUAUUACUGGGAAUAACAUGCAUGUAGGUUGUGCCUAUUUUUUCUCUCUCCAGAUAAUAGUAAAGUAGUAAUAAAAAGAGAUGCAUGUGUGCUGUUCAGAAAGCUGUUCCAAUGCCAGUGUUAUCUGAUACACACUGUUAUUCAGAACUGGUCAAUUCAGUUUAUUAUUGGCAUAAGGAUGGAAUAAGGUGGAAUAAUGCUUCUGAUAGUGAGUGAAUCACACUAGACUUUGUCCUUGUUAUUUUCUUGAUGUGUUCCUUUCCGAAAUCACAUCACAGCAGUACUGCCUAUAUUCACCUGGUUUUUGCUCCACCCCAGCUGAGAAAACAGUGAGCUGAAAAUCCAGCGUGACUGCUACUUUUCUGUUUGCAGACCAGCCAUUCUGGUUUACACACAGUAGAACUGGAGAUUCCUUGAGCCCUGCCUGGUUUUAUUUGAGUGUCCUAAAGCCACAGAUUUUCGGACUGCGCUUAAUGGUUGCUGGGAAAUGAUACACCAGAAUGAUAGACCACAAUCCAACAAGGACCGUAUCCGUAUUUAGGCAUUUGCAGAGCAAGCAAUUUGUGUUUAUAAACAUGUUUCUGCCUCCAGUGUUGUGCAGCAUCUUCUGCUAGAUAUUCAUCUCUCUCCAGAUGUUGAGACAACCUAUUGGAAACUUCUGGAAUGUUUACAAGCAGCAGGGCUUACAGUGUGGCUUCAGAAGGGAAUGUCUUUGUGUACAGCUCGAGUUUAACACUUAAUUGCCUGCUAUCAUUACAAACUGGGAGGAUUCUCCUGCAACGUAGCUCAAAGAGGAUAAGACACAGGCCCAUCCUGAAACACAAUCUGCAUACAGUGUUUCAGUGUAAAACUCAAAAAUUAGCCUGGAAACAAAAAUUAUAAAUAGAUACAAGGUGUUAUACUGUAUAUGCAUUGCCAGUCGUGUUCUGAUGUUCACACUGAAAGCCUGAAUCAAGAUCUAAAAGCAAUACUGAAAUGCAACUGACAGUUCCACAGAUUCAUGUUGCAGUCUGUUUAAAUUAUAGUUUGCAAAGGUGUUGAUUAUUUUUCUAUUUCAUAAUUUAGACAGUAGUUUCAACUGCAGGGCAAAUCCCAGGUUCAUAUUAAAGCCCUUGUUCUGAUACGUAUUGUUUCCACACAGACUUGUAUGGCGGUUGGUCUGAAUAAACUGAUUUAAAGAGUGUGUAAUGAUUGAUAUGGUGGAUUGUUCUAUGAGAAGACGUUUAUUUAACAUUUAUGGAAGGAGUCUUCAGUGUCAGCUCUUUGCAACUGUCAGAGAUGGGAAAGUCUUCAGGACAGAGGGCUUUUUGGUUUCACAGUAACAUAACAAGACAAUUUUUUUGUCUCAAUAAAUUCACAAGAGACAAUAAUAAUAUAGAGGCUGGUGAAGGAAUGACAGUUUAUAGCUGUUAUAAUGUAAGUGAUAACAGAACUAACUUCUUUCAGGGAUGUUCCACAACAUUAAAGGUAACUAUAAAUGGAUAAAAAAAAGUAUGAUGUGAUGUUCUUUAAUAAAUAAAAAAACAUUAGCAGCAAAUUGCUGUGGUACAAGAGGAAUAAACUUCUUCGGGGCAUGCUGUUAUUGGAAAAUCAACCUCCUCAUUGUUGACUAUUUUCCUAUAACAGCGCGCACAGUCAUGUUUUAUUCCUUACUUAAGGAAGUUGCCUAAUUAUUGAGUAGACGAGAGGUACGGCAUUGGGUACAAAGUGUCUUGUACUGUGAAAGGUGUCCAAAGGUUAUGAGGCUUUUGAGCCAAUUUAUUAUAUUCAGUACAGCAACUGAGGGAAGACUGUGUUCUAGUAAAAGAUCACUUUCUACAUGAAGGAUGGUGUGCAACAGUAAUCUGAAAAUAACUGCCCCUACCACCUCUCUCUUUUUAACUCCACACCACUUUUCUAUCCAGUGACAGUAAUUGUGGCUUGGCUGGGAAAUCCUGCACUGUAAAUAUUUAGUCCUGCUGAGGACGAACAUGACAGCGCCAGGACUCUGUGAUGAAGAGCUUGAGUUGUAGAGAGCAGAGUGAUUCCAAUAAGACCUGUUAAAAUACUUAGGGCUAUGCUUAAUGUCAUAGUUUUAAUAGCUGCUGACAUCCUGCGAUGUCCUUGCUGCACAGCUGGUCACUGAAUGAGGAAUGCAGUAGCACAGCUGGAGCUACAUAGUAACGUUCCUUUGCCACACUUCCCUCUUUUUUACAGUUCAUUGAACAAAAAUAUGGGAAGUCUGUAUAAGUGACUUUAAUAUUAAACUUGCUGUUACCACCCAUUUACUUCUUCUUUUGAGGUUUUGUCUGACAGUGACCAAACAAGAAUUAAACAGACUGGGGAAAAAAAACAGAAAAAUGACAAGCGAGAUGAACUAACAUUGGAAAAAUUUGUUGUUGUAAUUUCAGUUUGUCUUUAAGAUACUAAUACUUAGUCUUGUUAAGUAGUGCAUAGCUACAAAAUGCUGCAGUAGCUCCAGCUGCUUUCCUGGUUUCACGCUGCUCGCUCUCUUCUAAGAUGUUUUUAACUGCUAGAGAUAUGUUAGUCUUUAAAAUUCUUGGCUCAGACCCCCUCUCCCUUUCUCCUACCACACCCUCUUUCUUUCUCCUUCUCUCUCCUCAUCAGACUAUAGUCAUUUAAUCUCCACUCUUUCAGAUGGUGUUGGGUCUCAGGACACCCCAUGAGUGCAAACAGACCCCCUUUUAUCUCCCAUCCGUUCCAACUGUUCCAGAUUUUCACCUGGAGUAAAUUCACUGGAGCCUGAUACCAUCACUAAAAGCUAAUGAGCUGGAAUGCUUGGAUUAGUGUAACUGUAGCUAAACCUGCUCUUAAACUCUGACUAAGGAGAAUAGGACAGGAAGGAUAGGAAUCACAAGGAUAGGACUAUCUCUGUGGAUAAGGGUGUGGGAUAUAUGCUGAAUCUGAGAGUUUUGACCUUAUGGGGAUAUUUGGCUGGUUCCCAUGAGGCAAAGUGCUUUUUAUUGUACAGCUUUUAUUAACAAAACUAAAAGAGACAAAAGGUUACUGAGGUUAAGGUUAGGGUUAGGUUUAGGUGUAACAUAGCAUUAAUUAGCUGCAUUAAUGUCUAUGAAAGGAUACUAAUGCUGCAUUCGACUGACCUCACAAGUGGGACGUCAAAGCUCGGAAUAACCUCAUUUUCGACCUCUGUUCAUUUGAGCUACAAAGUGGGGGAAAAACCAUGGAUGUCUCCAUGUUCAUCUUUUGUUAACAAAAAUCUAGCAUGCGAACUAUGAUGAGUCAUGUAUAUUUAGCACCUUCAAACAGCGAACUGUAUAGUCAGAGUUGUAGAUUUAACAAGCUAAUAUGUCUGUAUGUUGAUUGACUAAAGCAAAUAUACAUACGGUGUAACUCAUUUAGAAGUUACUGUUCAUGCUGUGAGCAGGCAUUUUGGGUUUUGAUGUCACAUGAUGAACCCAAGGUUGGGGAGAUCUCUCCGACUUUCAUUAAAGGAAUUUUGAGUUGAGGGGACGUUUUCUUUGGUUUUUCCAGAAAUUCCGAGUUUUAGUUGAAUGCAGCAUAAAUCUAGACUUGUUAUUUCUCUCUCUGUCCUGUAGUAGCCUCCAUUAUCACAGUGCAGCACGCUGGAAAUCUCCCUGACAGAAACAUGGUUGCACUCUCGAGUAAACUAGUGACAAAUAGAGCCGUCUUUAAGCUGAUGAUAUGGUUAACCAUAAAACAGUGCCUUCCUCAUGGCUGACUGCCCUGCAGAGGACAUUUUCAUGUCUAAAUGGCCAGAGUAUAUCUGAUCCUCUGAGCUGAUAGAGCUUCCGCUGCCACGCCCUUCCUCUUUGUGUUAUCUGAGUACUGAGGCUUUAGGGGUUUUGAGUGUGUGUUAGUCAGUGUGUUUACUCAGGCUUGCAUUGCAGUUGUGAAAAUCCCUGGUGUGAGAGUAAAUACCUGAUUUUGCAAGACCAUUCUUAAGUUCCCUUCUUGCCUAAGUGUGAGUGAUUAUUCUCUCACGUUUUAUGGUUUUAUAGCCUUGAUUUAGUGCUUACAGUAUUGUAGGGAAUAUGUUGUAGUUCGUUUAGUGAAUGCGUGUGUUUUUGCGCUACCCUUGUUCUAAAGAGAGUAAACAGUCAGCAGGAAGCAUGGGACAAAGGGCUGAAUGAGCAGAGGCACUGAUCCAGGAACAAAUAUUGCUCUAACUGUCGCUGGUUGUGCUGACACAUGCCUCGGUACAUUUGAACUGCAGUUUGUCUUGUUGCACGAUGAUGAUUAAUGCCUUUUUGUGAUGAGCACCCAGAUAAAUGAGGUGAUCAUUUCAAAGAUUUAAUAAUCCAUUGGAAAGUUGUGUAUUGCAACUUGCUCUUUUGGCAGAGGCAGAGAGAGAUUUAGAGGAAAGGGAAAUAUGCAGAGGCAUCUGGGGUGUAAAUGAGCACAGUUUAGUGUAUGCUAUGGAUUCUGUGUGGGUUUUAUAGCACAAAGCUUCCCAUCAAUCCAGUUGCUGUUUUCCUGGAGUACUAGAUGCAGAUAAUGAGACUUCUAAUGUGAAACACUUCCAUUCACACAUUAGCCUAAUUGCAAUAAGCCCACUUGUUAAUGUGUUUAUGGUACCUGUGCUACUCCAGCAGCGAUGAUAGUUUGCUGCCAUCACAUAAAGUGAAAUCAGAUGCUUCAGUAAUUAAAGUUGAAAGCAGAAAGCAGAAAUUGUAGCCUAAUUGAAACCUGUGAGACAUGCAGGUAUGCUGAGACAUGCAGACAUGCAGGUAUGCUAUGAAAUAUGCUACUGACAUCCUAGAGCUGUAAACCUGAAACAAAAAAGCUUAAAUAAAUAUGAUAUUGAUAUGUUUUUAUUUUAAGCCAUGACAUUGCCAUCUCAAGAAUCACCUACUUUCAGAGCAAGAGGCCAUUUGACGGACAUUAUGAAUGAACAGUUACAGACUGUUGUUUUUGCAUGACAACAAAAAUACACCACCUGAAAAAAACGUUUGCUAUAUGUUAUUCCAUAGCCUCAGACUCACGUGUUUACACGCUAAAACGAAUUAACCAUGGUCUUGCAACCUUUUAACAUAAAAAGAGAACAGUUUAGGCUACCUGAUAACUAGUGUUAGACUAAUUGAUUUCAUAAUGUAUCAAGUCAUGUUCGCUGUGACAGAAUAAAAAUGACAUCCUGCCAUUGCACUAUGGCACUUUACGCAGUGAAAGUUCCAGGAGAGCAGGUAGUUGUCAAAUGUAGAAAUGCUUGAAUUAUAAGAAUUCUCCAGUUGUCCAUGCGUAACCGCAUGAUGAUAUCUCAUUUCCCCUCCACUGACUUCUUCAAACAAAGCUUUUGUAUUCCUUUUAAAGACAAGAUGCCACAAAACUCAUUAACUUUUCCAAUUCAGUCACUUGUUCAGAAAAGCACACUCUUACCACGGUAUUUAAAAGUGUACAAUAUCCCCAGACUGCCUGAGGCUGAGACUAGCUUGGCACUAACAUAUCAUCAAAAAUCCCCUUUCCAUUAUCAUAUCACGAGUGAUCCAUCAAACGAAAACUACUUAUAAAGUGAAGGCUUCAGAAUAUUAUUCAAAAAAGAUGAGCAUAUUUUUCAGAGCUGACAGAAGAAUAAUGACUCCAAGUCAUUACUCCAAGUCAAAUGAGUUCGACAAAGGCUUUAAGUGAAAUGAAACCAAAAACCUAACCAAGCUAGAGUCAUUUAAGUACAAACAUUUUUGUAGUGACAGUUUAUAGUUUGGCAUGACUUAUUGACUGGAUAUUAUGGAAUUAGAUACAUUAGAUCCCCAAAUUGCAAUGACAAAAAAAACAAAAAAACAAACCUUAAUUUGGGCACCACAUUCUUCAUGUCACUCUUGAUCCGUGUCCACUGAACUGAAGCCCUAUACAGAAGGUGAUCAAAUCAUCCACAAAUAAAAAGUACCUGUAAUCUUUAUCCAAUUUUUAUCCAUUUUUAUCCACUUGUGCGCUCAACCUCAUUCCAAAGCAAUAAAACCGCCCACUAACCCAUGGUGGAAGAGUGUGGAGGAGGGGGUGGAGAGGACAGAGGAAGAAAUGGUGUUUUUUUUUUCUUUUUUUUAAAAAGAUGGGUCUGUAAUGGGAAGCAUAUUUGCCGUGUCCUUCACUGAGUGGCUGGUGUGAUGUACUGUACAUGGUGUGAUGAGUAGGGAGAUGUCUGCUGUGUGCAGGCCAGGCUGUUAUAGUGAACUGCUUUAGGCCUGAGCCACUGCUUAGCACAUGUAAAUGUCAGAUUGAGUUAUUGGAUUACAGACUGAUGAAGCAUGCUGAGACUCCUCUCCCCAUGGCUGGUCACAUGAGCCGCAACAAUCACAAACGCCCUCACACACUCUCUCUCUUAGACACACUGCUAGUAGCUCAUUUGGUUUGCACCAGUGUAACCAUGCUUCCUGGGCUGAGACCAAAUGUAUGGCUGGAGAUCGGUGUGUAUACAUGCGUGACUGAGAGCAGUGAGAUGCUUUGAGCAACGCUGAAUCAUCCCCUGGAAAAUAACCUGCAAGUCCAACUUUUUCUCCAGUCUUCAGAGUUUUGAAGCUGAAUUGUGAGCUGUUUUUUGUAAACCCAGGCACCAGUAGCUGUUCUGUAAUAGGAUGGAUGCGUUAGAGACUCUGUCAGGCUCUGCGCUGGACUCCAAAGCAGAGCGUAUUGCACGCUACAAGGCCGAGAGGCGGCGCGAGUUGGCGGAGCGGUAUGCCAACCUGGAGGACCUCACCUCCAAAUAUACCAGGAGGGAGAGACUCCGGGACAAUGCAGAUGCUCCAGACACAGCCCCUAGCACAGAGCAGAAGCCUAAAGAGGUCAGUGUCUGUACACGAGAUCAGCCUGCUGAAUCUAACGACAGGGAGCAAGGAGAGAACGAGAAAGAAGUGCAGAGUGAAACUAACACGAAACAGGGAACUGCAACAAGAUCCCGGCACGGUCUGCUGGGCACAGAGGAAGUCAAACCGCCAAAGGCUGAUGACAAAGAAGAUGACAGCUGUAAGACAACUGCGUCUGCAGGGAUGUCUCGCAGUAAAGAUUUGGAGUCACCUGAAAACUCGUCUAGCUCAAAGGCCAUACAGGAGGAAGCCAUACAGGAGGGUCACCGCGCCAACAGACAGAGAGAGCCAAUCAGCACUCAGGACAGGCCAACUAAAGCCAGUCAGUCCUUAUUGUCUUCAUCAGCUAAGGAAGAGGAGCCAGAUGGAGAGAAGGGCAGUGAGAAGUUGGAAGCACAGGAUGAAGGGGAAAAGGACUCUGACAGUGAACUCGGGGUUGGUGAGAGACAGUGUGAACUAGUUAUCGAGGAGCCCCACUCAAUCCCCAUGCCGACUGUGAAGGCUGAUGAGCAGGAGGCGCUCGCAGCCGGCUUGCAAAGGCAGGACUCAGGUCCACGUGGCCUCCGGGGCAUCCUAAAGAAGAGCCGCUCUGCCAGCCUGGAGGCCGAGCCUGCGCCGGAGAGAAGCGAAGCUCAUGGCAAAGACUGUGAGGAGAAGAAGCAGGAGGACAGAAUGGAAGAGAUAGAAGCGGAGACAAAGGUGGAUGGUGGGAUAAAGCUCCUGCAGAGGGGAAACAGCAGCUCCAGUGAUGCUCCCCGUUCACCUUCUCUGUGUACGUCUGAGGACAGCGAGGAGCUGGACAGCAGUCUGGAUGGUAGCAUGAGCUCAUCUUUCAACCAGAGGCUGGCUGAGCUGACAGGUAAUGAGGAAGACCGGCACACUAAGCUGAAGAAAACCAAAGCCAGCGAUGUGGUCCAGAUGCCCUUGGCGGACCGCUUCAGCCAGCUGCAGGACUCUGAGAACGCCUGGAAGAAGAAGAAAUCUUCAGCCGAGGUGGAGACAAAAAUGUCCCUAGCCCAGCGGAUGAAGAUCCUGCAGGAGAAGGAAGAGCAGUGGAAAGCCAAAGGGAAAGGAGCUGCCAACGACUCCACUCAGUUCUCUGUGGCUGGACGCAUGGCCAAGAGAGGCCUUGUAUCCCCCAGUAGAGAUGAUGUGCCUGUUAUCCUCAGCAAGAAAGCAAGCCACAGCACACCAGUCAAGCCUUUAGAAGAGAUCUCCACUCGACCUGAUGCUGAGGGCGACAAAAGGCUUGACAAACUGGAGUCCUUUUUAGACAAACUUCACAAUAAAGGAGUGAGCAGUAAACCUUCUACCAUCGAGGUGACUGAGGAGAAGGAGAAGGAGGUGAUGACCCUAGAUGAUGAUGAUACGUUUCAGCGCUUUUUCAAGUCCAUGUCCCCUACAAGUCUAAGCUCAAAUUUGCUUUUGGAUGAAGAAGAGGAUUUCAGCGCUGUCCAGUUUGACUCUCCAAAGUUAACCACAUCAGUAGCAGAACACAGGCGGUCAGUGAGGCCCUCCCGCAAGACAAAAGGCUCAAGAAACCCUCUACGUGCCCUGGCAGCUCGAGAUGACCUGAGACAGGCUUACACUGAGCAGAGACUCAACAUAGCAACCGUGGAGGCCAAGAGGAUCCAAGUGGAGAGGAUGGCCAAGCACUCAAGACUGGCUGGUUGUGCCUUGGCCGGAUUGGCAAGUAAAGAAAACUUCAGGAACGUAAACCUGCGAAGCGUUAAGUCCACUGAAGUGGUGACCAACAACAGCGCCGUGCCUUUUCACAAGCUCAUGCUCAUCCACAUCAAAGGGCGCAGGCACGUUCAGGUGCGUCUGGUGGAGCCCACGGCCCUCUCUCUCAACAGCGGUGACUGUUUUCUACUAAUCACCCCAAAUCACUGCUUCCUGUGGUGUGGGGAGUUUGCCAACGUUAUCGAGAAAGCCAAGGGCUCAGAGAUGGCACAAUAUGUCCAGGCUAAGAGAGACCUCGGCUGUAAAGCCCCACAGGUCACUUUGCUGGAGGAAGGCAUCAACACAAACAGCCGGUCUGCCAAGGACUUCUGGAACCUUCUCGGAGGACAAACCGAAUACAGAGCUGCGGGGGAUCCAGAUGAAGAUGAACUGUAUGAGAGUGGCAUCAUAGAGGCGAAUUGUAUCUACAGGGUGGUGGAAGACAAGCUGGUGCCUUAUGAGGAAGCCUGGGCCUCCAUUCCCAGUGUGUCUCUGCUCAACUCCAAAGAGGCCUUGGUGUUUGAUUUUGGCAGCGAGAUGUAUGUGUGGACAGGGAAGGAUGUGGCUCUGAGUGACAGGAAGGUGGCAGUGCAGCUGGGCAAACAGCUCUGGAGCGGAGCCUAUGAUUACAGCACCUGCAGGGUCAACCCCCUGGACUCCUCCUCAGCCAAUAAGGACCUCCCUCAACAUGGUGAGGGCAGGCCAAGCUGGGGUCUGUUCGGAAGGCUUUCAGAGCAUAAUGAGACAGCUCUUUUCAGGGAGAAGUUUCUAGACUGGGCCGAGCGUAAACCGAUCAAAGAGGAGCCAGCAGUGGAGGAGGUGAAGAGUCCAGUACACCAACACUUCACUGCCACCCAGGAGUCAGACCUGAAGCCAUGUGAUGUAAAGGCUCUCCUGGAUGGAGGAGACAAUCCUCUGAAGAUGGCCUUAGAGGGUGUAGAUGUGCAUAGAGGUUACGGAUUGGUCAGUUCAGAAGAUGGAAGGCAGGCUCAGUUAGCCACUUUGGCAGUAGACGCGUGGCACAUUCGUGAGUUCGAUGAUUUUGAGAUCCCGGCUGAGAGCGUGGGUCAGCUGCACGAGGGUGACACGUACGUCAUCCGCUGGAAGUACUCCAUCACAAGUGUGGUGGGUAAAAGACAGAAGCCUGGUGAGCUGAGUGCCACAGGGCCUGGCAGAGAGCGCACUGCUUGCUUCUUCUGGCAGGGCCGUCAGUCAAGCGUGAGUGGGCGGGGCACGUCAGCUCUCAUGACGGUGGAGCUGGGAAACCAGCGGGGAGCACAAGUACUCGUCACACAGGGCAAAGAGCCACCCUGCUUCCUCCAGCUCUUCAACGGAGGACUAAUCAUCCACCAAGGCUCCAGAGAGGACAGUGCCAAAAACACAGGUGGCUGGAGGCUGUUCUGUGUACGUGGGGAGGCAGCAGUGGAGGCGUCUCUUCUGGAGGUGGAGUGCUGCAGUGCUAGCCUGCGCUCUCGCGGCUGUCUCCUCCUCCUGGGCGUACACCAGAGACAGCUGUAUCUGUGGCAUGGCUGCAAGGCUCAGCCAACAGCCCGCGAGGUGGCCAAGAGGACUGUGGAGCGCCUCACACACACCUGUCCUCCAGAGCUCGGGUUAAACAACAACACUAAUCUGAAAGUGCAGGAGAUAGAAGAAGGCACAGAGCCACAGGAGUUCUGGGAUGCACUUGGCCAGCAGGACAGGAAAACCUAUGACUGUAUGCUGCAAGAUCCAGGAAAAUACAACUUCACACCUCGUCUUUACCGCCUCAGUGCCAGUUCUGGAACCUUUGAGGGGGAGGAACAACUGAGUCCUUCACGCGUGACAGGCUCUGUGAUGGCGAUGCCAUUCCUGCAGGAGGACCUUUACUCCACGCCUCAACCAGCCCUGUUCCUGCUGGAUAACAGGAUGGAGGUGUACCUGUGGCAGGGCCAGCAGCCAAAGGAUGCAGAGUGCACGGGUUCUGCUAAGAUCCGCUGGGACAACGAAAGGAAGUGCGCCAUGGAGACUACCCUGCAGUACUGCAAAGCAAAGAACUCCAGGCGACCCCCGUCGGCCUAUCUAAUCUUGGCUGGAGCUGAGCCCCUCACGUUCACUAACAUCUUUCCAUACUGGGAGAAAGAUUCCAGCAUCAGAGUGCAGGGUAUGAGGAAUAAGGUGAUCCUGGUAGAGGAUGCUCUGUCCAAGCUGAGUAAGAAUCAGUACUCUCUGGAGGAGCUGACCACCAGACCACUGCCUGAGGGAGUGGACCCUCUGCACCUUGAGCUCUACCUGUCUGACGAAGACUUCCAGGUGGCUCUGGAGAUGACACGAGAAGAAUUCAGUGCUCUCCCCAACUGGAAACAGCUCAACCUAAAGAAGAGCAAAGGCCUCUUUUAGAUUUGUAAUGGAGUAUUCUCAAAAGGAAGGACUGAUCCUUUUGUGUGUUUAUGUGGGAAACCAGUCCAUGUAUAGUACCAAAUGUACAGUGUGAACUUUUUUAAACAAUGAACUGACCUGGCAAUUUUGUAGAGAACUUUUCUAAAUGCCAAUCAUUGUAGCAAACUAGCUUUAUACAUGAGUUGAAUGGACUUUCUAUAUACUCUAAAAAUGCAAAAGUAUACCAGUUGGGGAUAUUAUGUCACUUAUAUCAACUUAUGUUUGACUAAUUACGUACAAGCUUGAAUUUUUUAUGGGUAAUACAGGUCUUUGUUUUAAGGAAAUGGUGGUUUUUUUAAAGGCUAGCUUCCUAAAACUCCUAACUCCCUAGUGUAAAGCAUGUUUGCUCUUAUUAGUCGUUAGCAAAAUGAACUACUUUCAAAGCCAUAUAGAUAUGCACAUUCUACAGUGUUAUAUGUGGAGUUUGGGCUCUAAUACUGUGGCUUUCCAGUAUAUUCUACCUACAUUAAUGCAAAUAACUGUUAAUAACUUUUUUGUAAUUGAAUAUAAUGUGGACUUUAUGAAAUUAUA